AGCAACCGUUACUAAAAAAUGCAUUUUCAUAGCAUUUUUAGUUUAUUAAAAAAAGAAAUAAGUAAAAUCAGAAUGCCGCAUAAGCAGAAAGUAUUUAUUGGCGCUUUAGUAGUAUUAAGCAGUGUUCUUUCGCUAAAUGCUCACCCAAUGUAUGAUGGACCAUCACCAGCGGUAUUAUUGAAGGACAUGCCAAGAACACAGCGUCAAGUGGUGCAACCCACUUGGCUAGUUGAUAAAAGACGUCCAGCAACUCCUUCAGAGGCCAACGUACGCAUAACAGCGCAGAAUUUGCAAGAGGCGGCUGAACUGCGUGAAGAAAUUCGUAAAGCGGUUGAAGAAGGACGUUUCGCUGUAGAUGUCGAACAAGAUUCUUCCACAUUCAUUGAGGAGGGAAAUUUUCAGUCACAAUCGGUGCCGCAGCCAUUGGGUCCAUUCUCAUCCAAUCAACCUCAAUGGUCAUUUCCGUGGAUACCCAUGGAACAGUUUCGGUCACAACAGCCACAAUCCAACAUAAUGCAACGUAUGUGGAAUGACUUUAUGGAGAAUACGCGUCGAGUGUGGGAAAGGAAUUAGUUACAUAUUCGUUUUUGUUUUGAAAAAAUUGUAAACAGCAAAAAGCAGGGCCUCUGAAAUUAACUUAAAAAGGAAAAAGUA
This is a messenger RNA of Ceratitis capitata (Mediterranean fruit fly), 654 nucleotides long. RefSeq lists its product as uncharacterized. The transcript has 4 exons. The coding region runs from base 19 to 573 and encodes 184 amino acids. NCBI's taxonomy places the organism in Eukaryota, Metazoa, Arthropoda, Insecta, Diptera, Tephritidae. The record is from RefSeq and is a predicted model, not a curated record.